This is a messenger RNA of Boleophthalmus pectinirostris (great blue-spotted mudskipper), 1416 nucleotides long. RefSeq names its product tRNA methyltransferase 61A (gene trmt61a). Bases 164 to 1069 code for a protein of 301 amino acids. Gene Ontology annotation, biological process: tRNA methylation. Gene Ontology annotation, cellular component: tRNA (m1A) methyltransferase complex; nucleus. The record is from RefSeq and is a predicted model, not a curated record. The transcript is spliced from 5 exons. Lineage: Eukaryota; Metazoa; Chordata; Actinopteri; Gobiiformes; Gobiidae.
AUUUCCUGUCAAAACAAAACCACGUGUGCGGGCAGAAAGCGCGUGGAUGUCAGAUUGUCCUCUUCUCAUCGACUUUCCUUCAUUUACAGAAGAAUUAUAUCGAAAUCUCACCCUUUUUCCUCCUCUUCUGGCGCAGCGUGUUAGAGAAAGGUUGCAAUAGGAGAUGAGUUUUGCAGAGUACUCGGAGUGCAUAGCUGAGGGAGAUGUGGCCAUUAUUUACCUGAGCCACGACGCCAUGAUGCCCGUGAAGGUCCAGAAAGGAGCCCAGACUCAGACCAGAUACGGCGUGAUCCGCCACUCCCAGGACCUAAUCGGGCACAAGUACGGAUCCAAGGUGAGCUGCAGUAAAGGCUGGGUGCACGUGCUCCACCCGACCCCAGAGCUGUGGACAGUGUCUCUGCCUCAUCGCACUCAGAUCCUCUACACCACAGACAUCUCCAUGAUCACCAUGAUGCUGGAGCUGAAGCCCGGAGCCAUCGUCUGCGAGUCCGGUACGGGCAGCGGCUCUCUGUCUCACGCCAUCAUCCGCUCCAUCGCGCCGUCGGGGCACCUCCACACGGUCGAGUUCCACCAGCAGAGGGCGCUGAAGGUGCAGGAGGAGUUCAAUGAGCACCGCGUGGGUCACAUGGUCACCGUGAGGAACCAGGACGUGUGCAAAGACGGGUUUGGGGUGAGCGGAGUCGCAGACGCCGUGUUUCUGGACAUUCCGUCGCCGUGGGACGCAGUGGGACACGCCAAGAACGCUCUCAAGAGACAAGGUGGUCGGGCGUGUUCCUUCUCUCCGUGCAUUGAGCAGGUGCAGAGGACGUGCGCCGCUUUCUCGGACCACGGUUUUUCGGAGCUCUGUACCGUAGAGAUCCUCCUCCAAGUCCACGACGUCCGGACCGUCUCUCUGCCCCUCCCGGACUUUGGACCCAACCCGGAUCUAAACCAGGACCAGAACCAAGACCAGAACCACAACCAGAACCAGUCUGGUCCGGGUGCAGUGACCAUCAAAACGACCACAGCUCCCAGAGAGAUUCCUGGACACACUGGUUUUCUCACAUUUGCCACUAAACCAAGAACUUAAGAGGAAAAAAUGACUAAGAAAAUAUUUUAGUAUUUUUUAGUUUAAAUAUUUUGUGUUUCACUUGAAUAAAGGCAAAUGGGAAGAGCAGGAAAAUACUGAACCAGACUCUGUGUGUGUGUUAGGAUUUUGCAGUUUUAUAUUGAUUUAAUGUUCAAAUCGUGAACUUAAACAUUAUUUGUAGUGAAAAGCCUUUUUUUUUUUUUUUACAGUUUAUCUUAUUGUCGUACUUAUUACCACUACAUAGUGCAGAAUUGCUCUCAUGUUAAUGUAUAUUCCACCAAAUAUCAACAGUUUUUUGUAAUUUUUUAUUCUUAUUUGGAAUAUUAAAAGAAUUAUGGUGCCUUUUA